Poecilia reticulata (guppy) is the source of this 901-nucleotide messenger RNA. Its product is annotated as glutathione S-transferase theta-3-like. Lineage: Eukaryota; Metazoa; Chordata; Actinopteri; Cyprinodontiformes; Poeciliidae. Gene Ontology annotation, cellular component: cytoplasm. Gene Ontology annotation, molecular function: glutathione transferase activity. Gene Ontology annotation, biological process: glutathione metabolic process. The record is from RefSeq and is a predicted model, not a curated record.
GGCGCGGCCGGAGCAGAGGAAGCAUCAGCAGCCGCUCGGCACCAUGGAGAUCUAUCUGGACCUGGUUUCCCCGCCGUGCCGCGCCGUCUACCUGUUCGCCGAGGCGCUCAAGAUCCCUUACGCCUUCAAGCUGGUGGAGCUGUCAGCAGGGCAGCAGUUCACUGAGGAGUUUGGAAAACUCAGCGUGGUGAGGAAGGUUCCGGUUCUGAAGGACGGCAGCUUCGUCCUGACAGAGAGCACUGCGAUCCUGCAGUACCUGGUGCAGAAACAUUCGGUGGCAGAUCACUGGUUUCCAGCGGAGCUGCAGCAGCGAGCUCGUGUUAGUGAAUAUUUAUCCUGGCAGCACCUGAACCUCCGAUCUCACUGCUCAAAGGUCUUCCUGCUCAGGACUCUGUAUCCGUUCGUCAUGGGCGCCGAGGCCCCGAAGGACAAGAUGGACGCCGCUCUGGGGGACAUGAAGCAAUCCCUCGACCUGCUGGAGGAGAAAUUCCUGCAGGACAAGCCCUUCAUCGUCGGGAACAAGAUCUCUGUGGCGGAUCUGGUGGCCAUGGUGGAGAUCAUGCAGCCUCUGGGCGCCGGCGUGGACGCGCUGGACGGCCGGCCGAAGCUGACGGCCUGGAGGGAUCGAGUGAAGAAGGAGCUGGGAGUGAAGCUGGUGGACCAGGCCCACGAGGCGCUGCUGGACUCCAGCGGCCUGCAGCAGAAGAUGCAGAACAACACCGAGCUCCAGAAGCUCAAACCCGUGUUCCUCAAGUAUUUCCGCUGAGAAAAUGGAGAUAAAAAUCUGAUGUCUGGUUGUUUCUGCAGGACGAAUCCAAACGUUUAAUCUGAAGGGCUGAGAAAGAACCGAACAGAAUCCAGUUAGAGAAGAACUGUUCAAUAAAAACAUGAACAAUAUGAA